CUCCCGUUGGAAAUUUGACGCAUUUGCGAAUUCUACCAGAAGUUCCGUCAUGUUGCGCACAACUACCAAGGUACUGAAGCCCGCUGCCUCGAACGUGCGCGCCUUCUCGGCCGCCAGUGGCGCCGAAGUUAUUGGGAUCGAUUUGGGUACCACCAACUCGUGCGUGGCGGUGAUGGAAGGCAAGAACCCCCGUGUGAUUGAAAACUCGGAAGGUUCCCGCACCACCCCUUCCGUGGUUGCUAUCUUGGAAAACGGCGAACGCCUGGUUGGUAUGCCUGCCAAGCGCCAAGCUGUCACGAACCCGUUCAACACGUUGUACGCCGUCAAGCGUUUGAUCGGCCGCAAGUACCAAGACAAGGAAACCCAAGAUGUGUCCAAGGUCGUUUCGUACAAGAUUGUUGCCGGCCCCAACGGCACGGAUGCCUGGGUCGAAGCUCAAGGCCAAAAGUACUCGCCUUCGCAGAUUGGGUCCAUGGUGCUGACCAAGAUGAAGGAAACCGCUGAAGGUUUCCUCGGCAAGACGAUUACCCAAGCUGUCGUCACCGUCCCUGCCUACUUCAACGACUCGCAACGUCAAGCCACCAAGGAUGCUGGUAAGAUUGCCGGUUUGGACGUUUUGCGUAUCAUCAACGAACCUACCGCUGCCGCAUUGGCGUACGGUUUGGACAAGGCCGAUGGCAAGGUGAUUGCUGUCUUCGAUUUGGGUGGUGGUACCUUCGAUGUGUCGAUUUUGGAAAUCUCGGGCGGUGUGUUCGAGGUGAAGUCGACGAACGGUGACACCUUGCUCGGUGGGGAAGAUUUCGACGAAGAAUUGUUGCGCCACUUAGUAUCUGAAUUCAAGCGCGAAUCUGGCAUCGACCUGAGCGGCGACGGCCUCGCCAUGCAACGUUUGCGUGAAGCCGCCGAAAAGGCCAAGCGUGAAUUGGAUGGUUUGGCCCAAACCGAUGUGAGCUUGCCUUUCAUCACGGCCGACGCGACCGGUCCCAAGCACUUGAACAUCAAGAUCACCCGCGCCCAAUUCGAAAAAUUGGUCGGACACUUGAUCGAACGCACAUUGAACCCGUGCAAGAAGUGCGUCAAGGACGCCGGCGUGACCAAGGAAGAAAUCAACGAAGUCAUUUUGGUCGGUGGUAUGUCGCGCAUGCCCAAGGUCCAAACCAGCGUGGAAGAAUUCUUUGGCAAGCGCCCCAGCAAGGGUGUGAACCCCGAUGAAGUCGUCGCGAUGGGUGCUGCCAUCCAGGGCGGUGUGCUUCGCGGCGACGUCAAGGACAUUUUGUUGUUGGACGUGACGCCUUUGAGUUUGGGGAUUGAAACGUUGGGGGGUGUCUUUACCAAGUUGAUUCCCCGCAACACGACGAUCCCGACCAAGAAGUCGCAAGUGUUUUCGACAGCGUCCGACAACCAAACCCAAGUCGGCAUCAAGGUGUUGCAAGGCGAACGUGAAAUGGCCGCUGACAACAAGCUCCUCGGUAACUUUGAUUUGCAAAACAUCCCCCCUGCCCCCCGCGGCAUUCCCCAAAUCGAAGUCAGUUUCGACAUCGACGCGAAUGGUAUUGUGAACGUGGGUGCUCGUGACAAGGCCACUGGCAAGGAACAAAGCAUUGUGAUUCAAUCGAGCGGCGGUCUCUCCGAAGAUGAAAUCGAACGCAUGGUCCGUGAAGCUGAAUUGAAUGCGGAAGCCGACGCCAAGCGCAAGGAACUGAUUGAAGCCAAGAACGAAGCCGACUCGUUGGUGUACACGACCGAAAAGACGUUGACUGAACACGAAGCCAAGCUCGACGCGGCGUUGGUGGACUCGGUCAAGGCCAGCUUGCAAGGCGUGCGCGACGCGAUCGAAAAGGACGACCUGGAAACCCUUAAGGCGGCCUUGGAAGAGUUGAACAAGACCAGCAUGAAGAUUGGCGAAGCUAUCUACAAGCAAGGCAACACUGCGGAUGCUGGCGAAGACAAGAAGGACGACAAGGAAGAUGUCCAUGAUGCCGAAUUCAAGGACAAGAAGCCUUAAAUCCCGUAUUUUAACACAUUCACACAAUAGAGUUGUAUAUAAGUUUCGCGACA
Molecule: messenger RNA, 2058 nt
Organism: Aphanomyces invadans
Lineage: Eukaryota; Oomycota; Saprolegniomycetes; Saprolegniales; Verrucalvaceae
Product: chaperone DnaK
Exons: 1
Coding region: 50-2005 (651 amino acids)
Biological process (GO): protein refolding; cellular response to unfolded protein
Cellular component (GO): mitochondrion; cytoplasm
Molecular function (GO): ATP hydrolysis activity; heat shock protein binding; ATP-dependent protein folding chaperone
Source: RefSeq, a predicted model, not a curated record